This is a messenger RNA of Helobdella robusta, 2818 nucleotides long. RefSeq lists its product as hypothetical. NCBI's taxonomy places the organism in Eukaryota, Metazoa, Annelida, Clitellata, Rhynchobdellida, Glossiphoniidae. The transcript is spliced from 8 exons. Bases 1 to 2583 code for a protein of 860 amino acids. The record is from RefSeq and is a predicted model, not a curated record.
AUGUCCAAACAGGCUACCCAAUCAUCCUUUUCGGGUCUCAAUGGACUUUCCCUAGAUGGUGGACUGGCCAAUGGCUGGAAAGACAUGGGAUCAAUGAAUUCAUCGGGCAGCAAUGCUUUUGACAUUAGACUGCCAUCCCAGGUUGACAGCUUCACAUCUCCACAAAGCAACAUGAUUGACGAUGUAUUCGGCAAUGAUAGCUUCCCCUCUAAAUUGCUAGGUGGAGAUUUACUUAAUGGGAUACUCGGAGAAGACAGCAACGAUUUUGAAGAUGCAUCAGUCAAUAAAAAAAACAGCAGUGCAUCUUCAUCAUCUGCCAUCAUAGGACAGACCAACAACAGCAGCAGCAGCAGCAACAACAACAACAGCAACAAUCUAGAAAACAUCUGGGGUGUUAGAGGAAGUGGAUCUGAAAGUUCGAUAUUAGGCAGUAGCAUCACUAAUAACUCCAUCAACCACCCGACCUCUACUACUAACAACAGCGUCAGCUCGACAGGAGAUUACUCAAGUGCCUUUGCUCCAUUUUCUAACAACGAGGGUUUGGGGUAUCUAAGAAGGUCCUCAUCUUUUAACAAAGACGACAAAACAGUCACAGUCACUAAAGGUGGAAACGAUUCUUCAAAAGUUUCGAGUGGAGUCGAAUCACCAAUUGUCCUACCUCCUGAGUCAUCGGCCAGCAACCAGGCCACAUCCAACUUGGGCUUCAUAGAGAUUAAUCAACUGAUUCAGCAGCGAAUAAACAGCAAUGAAGGAUGGGGUAAAGUUCCCAUCCGUCAGGAAACACCAUGGAGAAUGGAGGGCAGCCAGUAUGCACCUAGGAGAGAUGAAGUGGAACAAAUUCCUCAACAACCAGUUCCUCAGCCUGAAAGUUCAGGGCCAUUCUGGGAUCAAAAUGCUCGAAUCGCAAAUUGCUCUGAGUCUGACCGUAACUUUGGUGUCUGGACAGAACCAGGAAGACCCAAUGUUCCAGCAGGGUUGGGUGUUGCUCCAGGGAUGGGUCUCGCAUCUGGUGUUGGUCUCUGGAAAAACAGCCUGAGUGCCACAAGAGGAGAGACUCCUUCAGGCCAGUGGGCCAACAAUCCGGAUCCCAAUUUAACUUUCCUUGCUGCAGUGGCUCAGAAAUUAACAGAAGAUCCAGCAACUGCUGCGGUACCAAAACCAAAGUGGACUUCGCAGCCACCACUUUCAUCUCUUGGAGGAGUGGCCAAUGGUCCAGCUACUGUUGUUGGUGCUGCUGGCAGUGGCUGGGAAGAAAAAUCUGCAGGGGCUGCAUUCACCCCAUGGAAUUCUUCUCAAAGGGUUGAUAGCAAUCCAGUUGUGGAUUUCAACAAUCCGAUGCUACAACAACUUAUCAACCUUGGCAUACCUAUUGAAAGCGCUCAGAAACUCCUACAGAAUACGGAGAGCCAGCAACAACAACAGCAGCAGCAGCAGCAACAUGAUAACUUUAAUAACCCCGCCAGCAAAUUAGGUUUCGAUGCUUCUCGCGGUCGCGCCCUCUACCCUCAAAAAACCCACAACGCCCCCACCAUUCCACCGACACUGCCACAGCCACAACAGCAGCAGCAGCAGCCGUUUGGCUUCAGCCAACCGCCACAACAGCAGCAGCAACAAAAUAGGAUGGAUUUCGGUCAUCAUCAACAGCAACUACAUCAACAUCAGCAGCUUUUACACAACAAUCUGUUCAUGCCCCCUUACAACGUUAACAAUUCUAAUGGAUUGGUGCUGCCUAAUCCGCAGGACAAUGCAAUGGCAAAUGCCCAGAAGUUACUACUAGCACUACAAAUACAACAGCAGCAGCAACAACAUCAGCAGCAACAACAUCAGCAGCAGCAACAACAACAUCCCAGUGUUGGCAACAAUGCUGAUCUGGCAGCUAUGAUGAUGAUGAUGGCUGAGCACACAAAAUCUGGUGACAAAAGCGAGGCCAUGAUUUCUCAACUCAUGAAUACCAUUCGUCUCGAAGGCAAGAAAGAUAACGCGAACUGGUGGAUGUCCCAACAGCAGCAACAACAGCACCACCAACAGCAGCAACAACCAUCUCUACAACAGCAACAAGGACUCAGCAGCAGCGGUGGUGGCAACAACAUCGACGACAGCAACUUCUGGAGUCUUCCAGGUGCUGACGAAACCUCCCUAUUCAUGCCAAACAGCAACAACAACAACAGCAGCAACAACAACAGUAAUAUGAAUGCCAACAUGAAUGCAAACAUGAUGUUCAACAGCAACAGAAUGCCAUGGCAGCCGAACAAACAACAGCCACCCAACACUGCUAACGUUGCUUAUAAUUGGAUACUCAUUAAGCAUUUCAAUGGAGACACAGCUUCACUAAGUCACAUCUGCCAACAAAAUCGAGCCCUCCGACAAUUUUGUGGCGCCCAGUCAAACUCAAUCCUUAUAUUCUUCCCGACCACUGACGACGCCAUGAAGGCCAAGGCCUCUCUAGCUCUCUCCAGGGUUCAGUCGGACUUGCUGGACAGCACGAUGGCGAAUCGGGAACUUCAGUCCGGGAUGUGGGCCCCGAUGCCCCCCAUCCAGGCCCACCACCCUCGAGGCGGUCUACCUCCCUGGAAUCGAUUCUAAGCAGUGGCUGGAUCGGGAUGAUGGUUUUUAUGAAGUGGAGAUUUGCGUUUGCUUGGCUGUCUGUCUGUCUGUCUGGCUGGCUGACUUUGUCUGUCUGACUUUUUGUUUUUCGGUCUGUGUUUAUUUAUUUGUUUUGAUUGAUUGAUUAAUUAAUUGGUUGUUUGGUUAAUUAAUUAAUUAAUUAAUUAAUUAGGGAAAGAUAUCAUUAUCCAUGUUUUAGCUUGAUUUAUUUUUA